AUGGCUGAAUCCUCUUUCGAGAUGGACUUAUCCGCCACUGACAACCGCCGCCGGCGGCCUCGCCACACAACUCCAGCUCAGCCCCACCACUCACCAGCCUUCUCGUUUUCUAGCUCUCACACCUCUCCACACCUUCCUGCUUCACGUAGAACCCGAGCUACACGUGUCCCACCCACCACUCCUUUCGCCUCAGACACCGACAAGUCAUGGCAAGCUGAACUCUCAUGGCAGUAUGAACCCACCGGCUUCCACGACAACCGCGGCAGCAACCUUGGCGCCGCAUUAACCCCCUGGGCUGAACCCAGCCAGUCCUACGUCGCAUCCACCCCUGGCAGCCGUGUAUUUCGCCGAUCAGCAAAUGACUACUUCCUUUCCCGUAACGCCGCUGCAGGCGGCGGCGCUGGCGGUGGUGGUGGUGCCAACUUUCGUAGCUUUACAAAUCCGUCGUAUGAACAUUAUUCCGGUCACAGCCGCUUGCCAGGUAGGAUCGAACUCCAAAGCUAUGUUGGGAAAGGUAACCCUAACAAAAACAAUCCUACUCUCAGCAAGACUGCUACUUUCGCAGACAUGGUUACUAAUACAGAAAGAACAAAAGGUCGUUUAGAUAAUGGGCUCAGUCCAAAACUUUCGAGUCCUAGAAAGAGUUAUGGUUAUGGUGAAGAUAGUCAAAAGCUUUCGAGUCCUAGUAAGAGUUAUAUUGACGAGUUUGAUGUUGAUGAAGAUGAGGAUGAUGAUGAUGAUGAAGAUGAACAUGUAGCACCAAAACCGAUUGGGGUUUUUGGGUUGUUUAAGUAUUCAACAAAACUCGAUAUUUUUCUUGUGAUAAUAGGAAGUUUGGGAGCUUUGGUCAAUGGAGGAUCUUUACCUUGGUAUUCCUUUCUUUUCGGAAAGUUUGUCAACAAAAUUGCUUUAGACGAUGACAAUGACCAGAUGAUGAAAGACGUCAAAAGGAUAUGUUUAUUCAUGGUGGCGUUGUCUGGAUUAGUGGUGAUUGGAGCAUACUUACAGAUUGCAUGUUGGCGACUAGUGGGGGAACGAUCAGCUCAUAGAAUAAGAACCGCAUACCUAAGAUCAGUUCUACGCCAAGACGUUGCAUUCUUUGAUACAGAAAUUAGCACCAGUGAGAUCAUGCAUGGAAUCUCAAGCGAUGUUGCUCAAAUCCAAGAAGUUAUGGGAGAGAAGAUGGCGCAUUUUAUACAUCACAUAUGUACCUUCAUUUGUGGCUACACAGUUGGAUUCAUAAGGUCUUGGAAAGUCUCUUUAGCAGUUCUUGCAGUUACUCCACUAACAAUGUUUUGUGGUAUGGCAUAUAAGGCGGUUUAUGUCGGUUUAGCUACAAAAGAAGUGAACUCUUACAAGAAAGCCGGUGGCAUAGCCGAACAAACCAUAAGUUCAAUCAGAACCGUGUUUUCUUUCGUAGCUGAACAAAAGUUAACAGAUAAAUACAAUAUGUUAUUGGAAGAAUCGAUUCCUGUUGGAAAAAAACUCGGUUUUGCAAAGGGUAUAGGAAUUGGUGUUAUAUAUUUGGUUACUUAUUCAACAUGGGCAUUGGCUUUUUGGUAUGGAUCAAUUUUGGUUUCAAAAAAUGAGUUAUCUGGUGGAGCAGCUAUUGCUUGUUUCUUUGGUGUGAAUGUUGGUGGAAGAGGUUUAGCUCUAUCGUUAUCUUAUUAUGCUCAAUUUGCACAAGGGACUGUAGCAGCUAGUAGAGUGUUUGAAGUUAUUGAUAGAAUCCCAGCAAUUGAUCCGUAUUCUAGUAUGGGAAGAAGGCUUUCGGGUGGACAUGGAAAGAUUGAGUUCAAGAAUGUUUCUUUUGCUUACCCAUCUCGACCCACUCUUCCAAUUCUUAAUUCCCUCAAUUUGGUGAUUCCAUCUCAAAGAACUUUGGCGUUAGUUGGUGCUAGUGGUGCUGGGAAGUCAACUGUUUUCGCUCUUUUAGAGAGGUUCUAUGAUCCUAAUGAGGGUGUUGUGAAGUUGGAUGGUCACGAUAUAAGGACUUUGCAAGUGAAAUGGCUAAGAAGUCAAAUGAGCAUGGUGGGUCAAGAGCCUGUUCUAUUCGCAAACACAAUUCUUGAAAACAUCAUGAUGGGAAAAGAAAAUGCCACAAAGAAAGAAGCAAUCACAGCUUGUAUUGCAUCAAACGCACACAAAUUCAUAACAAAUUUACCCCAAGGGUAUGACACACAAGUUGGGGAUAGAGGAACACAGCUCUCAGGGGGUCAAAAACAACGUAUUGCAUUAGCUCGAGCCAUGAUCCAAGACCCAAAAAUCCUUCUUUUAGAUGAACCCACAAGUGCACUUGACCCUGAAUCCGAAACUCUUGUCCAACAAGCCAUUGAUAAAAUUUCAAAGAAUAGAACAACAAUGGUGAUCGCUCAUAGGCUAGCAACCGUAAGAAAUGCUGAUAGGAUUGUUGUCAUGGAACAAGGAUCGGUAAUUGAAAGCGGCAAUCAUCAACAACUCAUGGAGAGAAAAGGAGCUUAUUUUGCUCUCAUCAACCUCGCAUCUGAAGGUGUCUCAUCAAACCCUAAUAAUGGUGGACAAAAAAGAACGACUAGUGCUCAAGAUCUUUUGAAAUCGAAUCAUGUACAGGAGAUAUCAAGAUCAGAAUACAUGCAAUCUUUGAAUGAAAUAGACGAAGUGGAAACAGAAAAACCAAAAGGAAAAAAAUCAGGAUCGUAUAUGAUUUCGGAAGUAUGGAAAUUACAGAAACCGGAAGGCGGAAUGUUGUUUAUCGGGAUUAUUUUGGGAAUGGUGGCAGGGGCAAUUUUGUCAAUCUUUCCAUUGGUUUUAGGUCAAGCACUUAAGGUCUAUUUUGAUCCCGACCCUGAGAAAUUGAAAAGAGAUGUUAGGUAUCUUUGUCUGAUUUUAGUGGGGCUUGGAAUCGCGAUUAUUCUAGCUAUGACAGGUCAGCAAGGGUUCUGUGGUUGGGCGGGAACGAAUCUCACUAAACGGGUCCGGAAUGUGCUAUUCCGUUCCAUUUUGAAACAGGAACCAGGGUGGUUUGAUUCCGAUGAUAAUUCAACCGGAAUUCUCGUUUCCAGGCUUUCGAUUGAUUGUAUAAGUUUCAGGUCAGUUUUAGCCGAUAGAUAUUCGGUUUUAUUCAUGGGUAUGAGUUCGGCUGCUGUUGGACUUGGGGUUUCUUUCUAUCUUCAAUGGAGGUUAGCUCUUAUGGCGACUCUUCUCACUCCUUUUACACUUGGAGCUAGCUACUUUACCUUAUUGGUCAACAUUGGACCAAAGUUGGAUAAUGGAUCUUAUGAUACAGCCACUAGAAUUGCUUCGGGGGCUGUAUCAAACAUUCGGACAGUUGCAACUUUUGCAACUCAAGAAAAGAUUGUUCAAUCGUUUGAGCAAUCUUUAUCAAACCCUAAGAAAACAUCAGUAAGGAGAUCACAAAUCACUGGAAUGGCGUUAGGGUUUUCACAGGGUGCAAUGUAUGCAGCUUAUACUGUGAUUUUAUUGUUCGGGGCUUACCUUGUGAAACGAGGUGACACUUCGUUUGGUGAUGUUUACAAGAUUUUCUUGAUUCUUGUUUUGAGCUCGUUUUCAGUUGGUCAACUCGCGGGUCUUGCUCCGGACACGUCAGCAGCUUCGACAGCGAUUCCGGCUGUUUUUGGUGUUAUUAGUCGCGUUCCAUUGAUUCGUGGGAAAGGGAGAAAGAUUGAAAGCUCGAAGAUGUUUGAUGUUGAGUUCAAGACGAUUACCUUUUCAUAUCCUUCGAGGCCGAAUGUGAUUGUGUUGAGGGAUUUUAGUUUGAAGGUGAAAGGUGGAACCAUGGUGGCGGUGGUCGGAAGUAGUGGCUCCGGGAAGUCUACUUUGAUUUGGUUGACACAGAGAUUUUACGAUCCGAUUAAAGGUAAGGUUUUAAUGGCGGGAAUUGAUUUGAGGGAGCUCGAUUUGAAAUGGCUACGAUCUCAAACGGCUUUGGUGGGUCAAGAACCGGCAUUGUUUGCGGGUACGAUUCAAGAAAACAUCGGAUUUGGGAACCCUAAUGCUUCAUUUGCAGAAAUUGAAGAAGCUGCGAAAGAAGCUUACAUUCAUAGUUUCAUCUGUGGACUCCCUGAAGGCUACGAUACUGAGGUGGGUCAAAGUGGGGCUCAAUUAUCCGGAGGUCAAAAACAAAGAUUAGCAAUCGCAAGGGCGAUAUUGAAGAAAUCAAGAAUACUAUUACUAGAUGAAGCAAGUAGUGCACUCGAUUUGGAAUCAGAAAAGAAUGUUCAAGAAGCGUUUAGGAAGAUUACCAAACGGACGACCACCAUUGUGGUGGCGCACCGCCUCUCCACCAUCAGAGACGCCAAUGUGAUAGCGGUGGUCCAGGAAGGGAGGCUGACGGAGUAUGGAAGCCAUGAUAGGCUUAUGACUUCACAUCAUGAUGGUGUUUAUGCUAGCCUUGUCCGUGCUGAAACAGAAGCAAAUGCUUUUGCAUAAGUGCAAGCAGGAUAUAUCUAUAGAUUUUGAAACCCCAUCCCUUGAUGAUCA
Molecule: messenger RNA, 4479 nt
Organism: Lactuca saligna
Lineage: Eukaryota; Viridiplantae; Streptophyta; Magnoliopsida; Asterales; Asteraceae
Source: the annotation of a GenBank genome assembly